AUGGGUGUCCGUUACAAUGCUGAGAAAUCAAAAGUGGGGAACUAUUACAGCACUCCAAUUUAUAAGUUCCGGAUGAAAUGCCAUCUGUGCGACAAUUAUUUUGAAAUACAGACAGAUCCCAAGAAUCAUGACUAUGUCAUCUUGUCUGGAGCCAGAAGAAAAGAGCAAAGGUGGGAUCCUGUUGCAAAUGAGCAGGUGGUGCCGGAAGAUAAAGCCACACAGAAAAAGCUGGCGACAGACCCAAUGUACAAACUGGAGCAUGGGACGGACGACCAGCAGAAGGGAAAGGCAAAGGUGAUGAGUUUGGCACAGAUUGAAGAAAGCAGAAUGUCCAUGCUGGAUGAUUACAUCCUCAAUCGCAUAGCCAGAGAUAAGUUUAGAGCAGAGAAAAAACAGCUGAAGGAAGCUGCAGAUGCUGAUAAAGCAAUUCUAGAAAGAGCAUCCUUGGACAUUGAUCUGGUUGAAGAGUCAGAGGAAGAUAAAAGACUUGCUGGAUUAAUGAAAUAUUCUGUAACAGCAUCAUUUGAAGAUAAACAGAAGGACAGAAGAAAGAGUAUUGAGCAGCGACCAAUCUUUAACACAGGAACUUCCUCACUACCAACAUCCACUUCAGUAUCGUCACCACCAUCAUCAGCUCAAGCUUCACCAAGUUCAAGACGCCCACCAGCCACUCAGAAUCAGGGAGAUUUGAAAAACAAACUUAGCAGAGUUCUCCAAGCAACAUACAAUGAUCCUUUCCAGUCUGUGAGAAAAAGUGGUGGAAAACUAGCUAAUUCUUUCUCGGUGACUGACCACUCUCGACUUGGUAUCAAACUGAAGCGUUCUAAGAAUAGAAUAUUAACACCAUCAUUGUUGGUGCAAAAGAAGAAUGUUGUCAAAGCUGAGGUUUCUGUGAAAUCUGCCUUGCAAGAAGAAGCUACUUCUAGGAUUAUGUGUAGUCCUGAACCAACACACUUCUCUGAUGUUUCUUCUUCAGCUCCAUUGACAUUGGAUACUGUUACAACAGUGACGGAGUCUUUACCACAGUGUUUAGAUCUCUCUGUGAACAUCACCGGCAUACAAGUAAAUACAUUAGCUUCCCCACAUACAGACAUAAAGAUUCUGGCUACUGAGAAAGAAGACAGACCCAAUGGUCUAAACAUUGCACCUCUCUAUAGUGGCGGCAAAGAGCCAGACUCCACGGAUGAGGCUAAAGAAGGUGAUAUUUCUGCAGAGUCAUUCACAGGAAAUUGUGAGCUGAGCAGAAGUACAUCUGCUGAUAAUUUACAUAACAGCAACACAGGGCUGCAAGCUCUAAUAAGCAGUUAUGCAGACUCUGACAGUGAAUGA
Molecule: messenger RNA, 1329 nt
Organism: Candidula unifasciata
Lineage: Eukaryota; Metazoa; Mollusca; Gastropoda; Stylommatophora; Geomitridae
Source: the annotation of a GenBank genome assembly